CCAUGAAAUUGGGGUGGCUUGGAAUCUUAGGGAGCUUUAGAGAGCAGCUACUGGUUACCUAGGAAAGUCUUGGCCUUCACACAGCUGGGUCUGGAACCGUGGAGAGUGGUUGAAUAUACAAGGCCAUACUAAGGAUUGGCGCCCUAGGCCCCUGGGUGGGGGUGGAGGGGAUCUGUAAAAAGAGGAACCAGACUAAAGGAGAGAGCAGGAGGCUGGGGCCCCUGUGUCACGUGGCUCCAGCCAGCAGGAAAGGGGCCCCUUUUACCCACCCACGGGCGCGGACGCCGCAGGACAUGGGGUUCAAAGCCAGACUACAGAGGUCCCUAGAGGCAGAAGCUCCCUUGCCUCGGUUUCCCCAUUGCAUGCCAUGAGAAUCCCGGGGGCCGGGGGAGCAGCAUGCUGAGGUCCUGAGGGGGUGACAGGCGAGUGUGGCUCAAGGUCCUGAGGGGUGACAGGCGGAGUGUGGCUCGCGCCAGCUGGGGCGGGGCAAGAGGCCCCGAGCUCCAGGAUCCCCGCCCCGCAGGUUUCCUCUGGGCUCCUUAUCAGGCGCAGCCAGGCCCUUAUCUGCGCCAGCCCUGCAUCCUCUGGCCGCUUAGUCGGGGUGAGAGAGAGGAAGCCCAGCCAUCGAGGGUGGGGGAAAGGGAGGGCAAGUCCAAGAACCGCUCACUUUCUCUCGGGGGAUCCACGCCGCCUCUGAAGCAGGGAGGAGGCCCAGUCCAGCUCCAGGGCCCAACGGGACCACCUAGGACACAUUGGCUCAACUGGACAGUGGGAACUGCAGCCUGGCCUAGACUGACAGCCCUGACCACAGUUGGGCACUCCAGGCUGCAGGAACUGCUACUACGGGGUGAGCACCCCUUCCUCAGGGGUCCAUGUGCCCCCCCCAGGCCCAGGCAGAGGUGGGCCCCGCCAUGACUGAAAAAGCUGAAAUGCUGUGUGCCUCCAAUCCAGCACCUGACUGGCCCCCUAACCCUGCCUCACCUGGGCCCCUUCCUGCAGAGGAGGGCCACCGAGGUGCUUCCACCCCCUGGUUGCCUCCAGGUGUGCCAGUGAUCAGCCUGGGUCACACCAGGCCCCCAGCCAUGCCCAACACGGAGCUGAGUGUCCUUAGGCCCCCCUUGCUGCAGCUCUCGGCCUUGGGAACAGCCCCACCCACCCUGGCCCUGCAUUAUCACCCUCACCCCUUCCUCAACAGUGUCUACAUUGGGCCAGCAGGACCUUUUAGCAUCCUCCCUAGCAGCCGGCUGAAGCGAAGACCAAGCCCUAGUGAGCUGGACCUGGCUGAGGGGCACCAACCCCAUAAAGUGGCUCGGCGCGUGUUCACCAACAGCCGUGAGCGCUGGCGGCAGCAGAACGUCAAUGGCGCCUUCGCGGAGCUCAGGAAGUUGCUGCCGACUCACCCGCCGGACCGGAAGUUAAGCAAGAACGAGGUGCUACGCCUCGCUAUGAAGUACAUAGGUUUCCUGGUACGGCUGCUGCGCGACCAAGCGGCCGCGCUGGCGUCGGGCCCGGCCACGCCAGGGCCACGAAAAGGGCAUGUGCACCGAGGCCUGGACGACAGCACCAGCCGUGGGUCCGGCCGCAGGAUGGAGGCCGCGGCCUGCACGCAGGCUACGCUCCCCGGGGACUGUGCAGGCCACCCUGGGUCGGUGACCCGGCCCAUCAAGAUCGAGCAAGCAGCCGAAGUGCGGUGACCAUGCAGCAUCUACCAACUUGCUGCGCAGCGUAGCAAACUCCCUCCAAAAGGGACUGAGGUGGCCCAGAUGAAGAAAAGGGUGGCCUUCACCCCGGGGCUUUCUUCACUUACUCACUGGCCAUUUGCAGUGGUCUUGUCAGUGUCCUUUUCCCAAGACCAAGGCCAGAGAACCAACAAGGCAAAGCGGUCAUCGGACCCCAGUGGUGCCUCUUUAUUCCGGGUUGGGGUUGCUGGGAGAGGUGGUGGUGGUGGUGGUGGUGGUGGUGGUGUGUCUGGAAGCCUUCCUACUUCUCACCGGUGCCUCCUGCCAGAGGCCGGAGGCCCGACACCCCUCAAGUGUGGAGUACCCACGCUGUCCAGCCCUACCCGCUGUCGGCACGAUUGAUCCGAUUGACCGCGUUAAGGAAAGCCCAGGCGCUCUUGCUUUUGUUUUUCUUUAUUUCUUUAUUUCACAUACACAUUAGCCAUUCAAUGGAGAAGCCAGAGAGAGUCAGGCAAAGAUGGUAUAACAGAAGCGCAGUGACGGAGGGGGGCAGGGUGGGGUGGAGAGGGGACAGACGGGCUGGCUGCCUACUUGCAUUCCUCUAGGACACUGAAAACCCAGAAAACAAAACAGACAGUGAACUACCCUUGUUUCUUAUGUAUCUCAGUGCAGAGACGGGGUGGAGGGCAGAGAAGGGGAGACCAGGCUGAAAGAGGAGCAGAGGGAGGGGUCGCUAAGGGGAAGCACACCAAAUCCAUUAGUACUAUAUAUAGAGAUACUCGUAUAUACUGCGUUUCUUAGCCUAAGAAGAAACUUGUUUGACGGGACGGGCGGCCUUGAUGGUCCGCGAUGCUGGUGCUGGUCGGGCGCACGGAUCUCCCAGAAGGGCCAAAGCGGGGCUGGCCCAGGCUGGCUUGCGGGGGUGGGGGCGCCCCGAGAGUGGAUGGGGGGGCAGAGGUGGGGCUGGGGUGUCCCUAGGGCUCUCGAUUGGGGGACAAAAGUUCUUGUGGCUUUAUUGCUCCUUUAUUUUUCUCUCGUGUGUGUGUGGGGGGGUCCGUUUUGCACGGUCAGGGUGGGGAAAUGGUGGGUCGUCUGAGCCACCCGGCCCCUCUGGGACCCAGAGCGCGGCGUCCGCUCCGCCAGCACGGGGGUGAGAACAAGGCACUAGGUCGGCCGGCCAGCGCGGGGGCGGGUGUGUAAGGCAGUCGACAGGGCUGGUUGAGGCGUAGGGUGGGGCUGUGUGGGGGCAGUGUGUGUGCGUGCGUGCGCGGGCCUGGGCAAAUUGACCUAUCAGAGUGGCUGGUCCUGUCCUGGGGCAUCAAGCCUUUCGGGUGCUCCCGAGGGAGGGGGGGGGCAGGGAUGGAAUAAUGUUGCGUGGUGGGGAAGGGAGUCGGGGAGGAAAUUACCAACUUGCUGAGCGCGCUCCUGAUUAAUGCUGGUGAGGGUCAAGUUGGCGUCUGGCUCAAAGAAGGGCGCUCGGGAUGGAGAGGAAGGGAGAGAAAGGGACAGGGACGUUUGUUCAUUGGCAUUGACCUCUGCGGGGGAGGGGGAGGGGGAUCCCCGCCUCGCCCCGGUGCCUGGAGAGGGAUGGGGCGAGGGAGGGGCGAUGGGCCCCAGGGAAGGGGCGCCCGGGAAGACCCGCAGCCAGAGCAGCCCAGUCGCCGGGCCUUCAAGCCGCUGUCCCGUUCCGUUAAACUCAACGAAGAAGGGAUAUGCGUGUUCCUAACAAGUGCAGGAUAUUUAAUUGAUUCAUAAACAUAUGUAUAAUAGUUUGUGGGUUUUUAAACGUACUUAAUAAUGUAAGAAGCACCAGGGUUUUGUGUUUAAUUAUCUUAAAAAUAAUUUUCUCUCGUCCUUUUCCUUUUGAUCCUUUUUUUUUUCGUCAAGGUGUUUUUCAAAAGACAAAAUGUGAAUGUUUCUUUCAGCCCUCCCACCAAAACUGAGAAUGAACGACGAAACAAAUUAAAACACCAAAUCAUCCUCGUCAACGCAGGAAAAUAGCUUAAAAAAUAAACUGAAAACGAAGAAAAAUGGAAAAAAAAAA
This is a messenger RNA of Nannospalax galili (Upper Galilee mountains blind mole rat), 3723 nucleotides long. RefSeq names its product LYL1 basic helix-loop-helix family member (gene Lyl1). The transcript is spliced from 4 exons. Gene Ontology annotation, biological process: regulation of transcription by RNA polymerase II. Bases 873 to 1694 code for a protein of 273 amino acids. NCBI's taxonomy places the organism in Eukaryota, Metazoa, Chordata, Mammalia, Rodentia, Spalacidae. Gene Ontology annotation, molecular function: DNA-binding transcription factor activity, RNA polymerase II-specific; protein dimerization activity; RNA polymerase II cis-regulatory region sequence-specific DNA binding. The record is from RefSeq and is a predicted model, not a curated record.